AUGUCCUACAACAGGAGAUACAAGCCCAACCCUGCAAACGAGCUAGGAAUUGGUGCGGGUAUCAGUCCGUCACUCAAGCGGAAAAGACUUCACGAGGACCCAUCACAAAAACUUUGCAAACCCUUCAAAAGUCCCAUUGUGAUUUCCUCUGCUGUUUCUGCCGUGGGUAGGGAGAUCCGUCAGGCUCGUGUGAACGGCCCAAAGUCGUACUUAGAGCUUGGACAGGAAAAUAUACCCGUUGGUGUGGGAAAGGGAGACGACGAGGCCUACGGGCUCAAUAAGAAGAAAGGUGCUCUGUUGCCCCGAAAUGUGCUAAACUCCAUCGACCAAACAAAUCGGGUUCUCACCCGCAAGUUCAGAGCUCCAGUGAAAAUAGGCGCCGAGAAUGAGUUUGAGAUGAUGAAUACUCAGCCGCCUCCCCCAUUGGGCAACAGGAAACGGAUCUAUUUCCCUCCAAAGCCUCUCCAUGAUCCACUAGGAGAAUAUGCUAUUGUUCUCUAUGACCCCACCGUUGACGUGAUUCCUGGCAUGAAAGAGGAGGAAGAGGCUGCCAUUGCUGCUGCGAAGGCGGCCGCCGAGAAUGAACCCGUCAAGCCUGCUAAAUCUGCUCACAAGUCACUGAACGAGAUAUUGGGGAUCAACACACGUCCCGAGGAUGAGGUCCUGAAACAGUUCCCGAACGUUCCCGUGGUGAUCGAUCCACGUCUAGCCAAGAUUCUUCGACCACAUCAAGUUGCUGGAGUCAAGUUUUUAUACCGCUGUACUGCAGGACUGGUGGAUCCUCGCGCAAAAGGUUGCAUCAUGGCCGACGAGAUGGGCCUCGGGAAAACGCUCCAAUGCCUCACACUGAUGUGGACUCUACUGAGACAGGGUCCAAGGGGCAAGAAAACGAUAGAUAAAUGCGUCAUUGUUUGUCCAUCAUCGCUUGUGAAAAAUUGGGCAAACGAGAUAGACAAAUGGCUUGGGAAAGGUGUACUGAACUCGUUGGCUAUGGACGGAAAAGGGUCAAAGGGUGCAGGAGACAUGGCCGAGACUUUGAGACAGUGGGCCAGAGCACAAGGAAGAUCCAUUGUCAGACCAGUCCUGAUCAUCAGUUACGAGACUCUCAGAAGAAACGUCGAAAACCUGGAAGGAACAGAAAUCGGUCUCAUAUUGGCAGAUGAAGGUCAUCGGUUGAAAAACGGUGACUCCUUGACAUUUACAGCACUGAACUCGCUAAAUUGCGAACGGAGAGUCAUUUUGUCCGGUACUCCAAUUCAGAAUGACUUAUCCGAGUAUUUCUCCUUAUUGAAUUUCUCCAAUCCUGGAGUGCUUGGAUCGCGUGCCCAGUUUCGUAAAAACUACGAACUUGACAUUUUGAGAGGUAGAGACUCGCUUGCUACCGAAGAAGAGCGCAAAAAGGGAGAUGCCAAAUUGCAGGAACUGACUGAGCUUGUGUCCCGAUUCAUCAUCAGAAGAACAAACGAUAUUUUGUCAAAGUACUUGCCUGUCAAGUACGAAUACGUUGUUUUCUGUAACCUGAGCGAGUUCCAGCUGAAGUUGUACCAGCACUUUGUUACCUCUCCGGACAUCAAAAAGCUUUUAAGAGGGUUGGGAUCACAACCAUUAAAAGCUAUUGGAUUAUUGAGAAAGCUUUGCACCCACCCACGUUUACUUGAUUUGCCAAGUGACAUAAGUGGAAGCGAAAACUUAAUUCCAAGUGACUACGACUUUGGUGGGGGACGGAACAAAGACGUCCAAACAUGGUACAGUGGUAAAUUUGCCAUGUUGGAGCGGUUCCUGUUCAAGAUCCGCAAGGAAACCAACGACAAAAUAGUUCUGAUUUCCAACUUCACGCAGACUUUAGACUUGAUUGAGAAGAUGUGUCGUCAUCACAGAUUCGGCACUCUCAGACUUGACGGAACGUUGGGUAUUAAUAAACGUCAAAGACUGGUGGACAAGUUUAAUGAUCCAGACGGAGACGAAUUCAUCUUCUUACUCAGUUCGAAAGCUGGCGGAUGCGGUAUCAAUCUGAUUGGAGCAAACAGACUGAUCUUGCUGGAUCCCGACUGGAACCCAGCCAGUGACCAACAAGCAUUGGCCCGUGUCUGGAGAGAUGGCCAGAAGAAAAAUUGCUUUAUUUAUCGAUUCAUUGCUACGGGAACUAUUGAAGAGAAGAUUUUCCAGCGUCAAUCGGCCAAAAUGGAGUUAUCCUCGUGUGUGGUGGACUCCAAUGAAGACGUGGAAAGACAGUUCUCCAGCGACAACCUGAAGAAAUUGUUUUUGUUCAAUUCAGAAACUGCCUGCGAAACGCACGACACCUACGAGUGUAAGAGAUGUCAAGACGGCAAGCAGAAGAUCAAAUCGUCGGCCAUGCUUUAUGGUGACGCCACUUCGUGGAACCAUAUUAACCGUGACGAAUUGGCAAAGAACGACGAUUUCUUGAUGCAGAACGAGUCUCAGUUCGACUCUGUGAGUUAUGCGUUCGAGUACAUUUCUCACUAA
Messenger RNA from Ogataea philodendri, 2484 nucleotides. RefSeq lists its product as uncharacterized. Gene Ontology annotation, molecular function: ATP binding; DNA translocase activity; ATP-dependent chromatin remodeler activity. NCBI's taxonomy places the organism in Eukaryota, Fungi, Ascomycota, Pichiomycetes, Pichiales, Pichiaceae. The transcript has a single exon. The record is from RefSeq and is a predicted model, not a curated record. Gene Ontology annotation, biological process: double-strand break repair via synthesis-dependent strand annealing; reciprocal meiotic recombination. Gene Ontology annotation, cellular component: nucleus. Bases 1 to 2484 code for a protein of 827 amino acids.